CUCCAUAGUUUGGGAUGUGACCAGGUUGGCAACUCUGACCUGGAAUCUUGGUCCGCUGAUAAAGCGGUUUGAGUCUGACAACCUUUGACCCGUCCUAGUAAGUGAAGUAGAUUACUGCUCAGUCAAUGGUUCAAACCUCUGCCCUCUACAAUAUGCUGAUCUCAACUCUGUUGUUGGUUGCACUAUUCACCACAUCAUGUGAAGCUGCCCGCAUCUUGGCUCUGCUGCCCUACAACGCCCGCAGUCACUUUAUAGUGAUGGAGCCUCUCCUCCUGGAGCUACACAAGAGAGGGCACCACCUCACAGUAGUCUCCAGUUUCCCUCAGAAGAAGCCGUUGCAGAACUUCACGGACAUCGACCUGUCCUCCGACCUCCCUUCGGCCGUCAGCAGCUACAGCCUUUCUUCUAUAAAGGAACAGAUGCCUAACGUUUUCCAAACGGUUAUUUUUAUUACAGAAAUCCAUUUGGCUAGGUGUGAAACAGUGCUCGCGAAUACUAGAGUACAGACGCUUUUAAAUGAAAAGUUUGAUUUAGUUAUAGGAGAAAUAUUUGGCGCCGACUGUUUCAACUACUUUGCGUACAAACUGAAAGCGCCUCUCAUCAGCUGGGUGACCAGUACCGCACUUCCGUGGAUGGCGGAACGUACCGGUCUCCCCGACAACCCUUCGUACAUUCCUAACUAUUUCAUGGACUAUAGUACGGAGAUGAGCAUUUUCGAAAGAAUGUACAAUACGAUUACCCUCGUUUACGCUAAAUAUAUCUACUAUUUUUGGUCGGAACUUCAUUCACAUACUUUGGUAGAAAGGGUAUUUCGAGAGACGCUGCCUACCAUGGAGGAAGUAAAUCAUCUAACCUCCUUAGUGUUGGUCAACAGCCACUACACCCUCUCGCAAAGUCGACCGUUCACGCCCAACGUGAUCGAGGUUGGAGGCAUCCACAUCAAGGAAGUCCAACCUUUACCCAAGGACCUGCAAGAUCUGUUGGACAGCGCCAAAGACGGUGUGAUCUUGUUCAGUUUUGGGUCAUUGGUGCGGGUUUCUUCGCUGCCACCUGAGGUGAUUCGAAUGUUUUUGGAUGUGUUCGCCACUCUGCCUCAGAAAGUCAUCUUCAAAUACGAGGAGGAUCUUCCAGACGCUCCUCCCAACGUUAUUGUCAGCGCGUGGCUGCCUCAAGCAGACGUCAUCGCUCACCCUAACGUCCGGCUUAUCAUCACACAUUGUGGACUGGCCAGUACGAUAGAGGCUACGCACUUUGCCAAACCGAUAGUUGCCAUCCCCUUCUUCUCCGACCAGUUUCAGAACGCCAAGAAUGUGGUGCGUCGAGGCGGAGGCGUUCUGUUAGACAUCGACAAUCUGUCGCAGAAAGACAUCUCUGAUGCAAUCAAGACAAUCCUCAGUGACCCAAGCUACUAUGAGAAUAUGAAGCGACUUUCCUACCGCUUUCGGGAUCGGCCGAUGACGCCGCUGCAGACAGCAGUGUACUGGACAGAGUACGUCAUCAGACAUCAGGGAGCGCCACACUUGCGGCCGGCCUCUGUCAAUAUGCCGCUUCACCAGUACUUACUGCUUGAUGUUAUCGCAGUCCCGACUACAGCGAUUCUUGCAGUGUUACUUAUAUUGUAUUUUGUUAUAUAUCUUACUUUCUCAGCAAUGUGUGGAUCUGCAAAAAGAAAUGUGUCAAAACAGAAAGUAAAAAAGAGCAAAAAGGUAAACUGAUUGGUGAAGUAAGACGAGAUGUACUCUAUAACCUUUGUUUGAUAUUAUUUCAUUUUUUAAGGAGACUGAUAAAUAAAAUAAAAUGUGAACUUUGAACGAAAAGGUUACUGAAUAAUAAAACCUUAUUGUAAACUUUAAGUUUUUUUGCUACCGAAAACCCAAUUCAUAAAGUCAAUUUUUAAUAUUAUCUUUACGUUAGUAGUUUAGAAUAGCUGUGUUUUUUCAUUAGUUUUGGUGUCAAGAACUUAUUAAAUAAAGUUUUGAAGGGAAAUGCAUUUGCGAAUAUAUUUUGACCUUUUAGAAAUUAACUACGGCCUCUUAGUUACAAUGCCACUAACUUUUCCUGGAAAAAUUUAAUGAAAAUUAUUAGGUUAGUUCUGUCUUAAAACGGUAAUCUGUAUGAUCAACUUUGUAGUAGGUUAUGUAUCCUAUUUUGUAGUAUAUUAUAUAUGCUAUAACAUGUUUCUCACUUGAUUUUUUUAAAUCUGAUGUUAAUUUGAAACAUGUAUAAUAUAAGUAUAACACAUAGAUAUUAAAAGAGCCUGAUAUGUGUAAUAUGUUAUGUACUUAACAUUUUGUAUAAUGAAUACAUAGUUAAUUAUAAUGAUAAUAUUGCUUGGAGUAGUGAAUAAUAUAUAUUGUUAGUUAAUAGUACCGAAAUGAUAUUUGUUAAAAGUGUUCGUUGUAGCAUGUGUUUAUAUAAUGUUUGUAAUACAUCAAAAGGUAUUGUUUGUUUGACUGACAAUAAAUGUGAAAAAUGCCAAUCACAUUUAUCAGAAAUUAAAGUUUGUUAUAAAAUAUUAA
This is a messenger RNA of Homalodisca vitripennis (glassy-winged sharpshooter), 2519 nucleotides long. Its product is annotated as UDP-glucosyltransferase 2-like. NCBI's taxonomy places the organism in Eukaryota, Metazoa, Arthropoda, Insecta, Hemiptera, Cicadellidae. Gene Ontology annotation, molecular function: UDP-glycosyltransferase activity. The transcript is spliced from 5 exons. The record is from RefSeq and is a predicted model, not a curated record. Bases 126 to 1715 code for a protein of 529 amino acids.